CAUUACCAGGUGAUAUCAUUGGAAGCGUAGCGCUAGGCGAACCAAGAAGUAUGGAAACGACUUCGUUACUCCGCGAGGAACUCUAAGCUAGUGACAGGAGCCUACAGCUAUGCAUAUUAAAAGUAUCGUUUAUUCUAGAUGUCUCAUCUAGGAUCCUAACACUAUUUUAUAUAGUCAACUUUGGUUUAUUGAGAGCCUUCCAUUUUACCCAGCCAGUGGGGGUGUGUAUUUCAACACAGCUAUAUAGGUCAAUCAUAACUGCUAUGAGUUUGGACAGAUAUUGUAUUAGAAAUCUCGGUCGAAUAAGCCUACGGUCCCGGUAUUUAGCUUAUAAUUGGCGGUUUUUAAAACACGGAUUUCCGCCCGUGAUUACGAAUCAUAGUCGCUUUACCUUGAUAUAAAUAUGCUGGAUCGGAAUUGGGGUAAGGGAUUCGGUGAUAAGGAUUUCCACAGCUUCAAGCUACAACGAUGUUGGACCCAGGUUGUAUCUCGCCAAUAGGGUGGGAAUAGGCAGAUUUCAGGUGUGGUGUGUUCGUUCAUGGGCAUACAAACCGUAAUGGUCAUGUGGAAAAGGGGAAGCGCAAACUGGGUAGGUCGGCCCCUCGUGUUCCAGACAUUAUCGUAUCUCCGUCCCGUCAUUGAAUAAUCUCCAAACAGAUAUGUUGAUCCAAAUGUGGACGUGAAGGGACGACCAAGAACGCCCAGAGGGCACUCGAAAGGCAAAUGAUGAGAUGGCCGAAGCUAUUAGGAAGAACUCCAGUCGCUUGGGUGGCUUCGCUGCCUUUCCUAUGGCGCACCCGCGAGCUGCAGCUGCAGAGCUAGAACGAACAGUGAAGGAGUUGGGAUUUUUCGGUGCCAUGAUUGAUGGCCAUCUAGGGGACAUGACUCGCCAUGACAAUGAGAGAUUCUGGCCUGUUUUUGAGACAGCUGAACGUCUCAAUGUGCCCAUCUAUAUUCAUCCAGCACUACCCCCAGAGUUUGUGCAGAAAGGGCUUUAUAACGGCAACUACUCCCCUGUCAUUGCGCAAGGGCUGGUAACGGGCAGAUGGGGUUGGCAUCAGGACGUCGGGAUCCACGUUCUCAAACUCUACUUCGCAGGUCUAUUCGCCCGAUUUUCCCGGUUAAAGAUUAUAAUCGGGCAUAUGGGCGAGUUGCUCCCCAUAAUGAUCGAAAGGGUGGAUUCGAUCGGUUUCUAUGAAAAGAACGGGUUGGAACCAUUCCGUGACGUCUGGGACAGGAAUAUAUGGGUAACUUCGAGCGGGAUAUUCAGCAUUAGAACUCUGGAAAUGGUCUUGAAGACAACAAGGAAGGACCGAAUCUUAUAUAAUAUCAACACACCAUUCGGUAAGAGUAUUGAGGGGUGAAAGUAUCUCCAGAAGCUAGCAGAAGAGAGUUCGCUCUCGAACGAAGAAUUGGACAUGUUUGCGUUUGGAAAUGCUAAAAAGUUGUUCAGACUUGACUUGGAUGGAGCUCAAGCAAUUCUGAGUACACAAUUCCAACCAAGUAUUCAAUGGCUAUAAC
Messenger RNA from Daldinia decipiens, 1521 nucleotides. RefSeq lists its product as uncharacterized. Gene Ontology annotation, biological process: secondary metabolic process. Gene Ontology annotation, cellular component: cytosol; cytoplasm. Lineage: Eukaryota; Fungi; Ascomycota; Sordariomycetes; Xylariales; Hypoxylaceae. The record is from RefSeq and is a predicted model, not a curated record. Gene Ontology annotation, molecular function: hydrolase activity; carboxy-lyase activity. Bases 732 to 1364 code for a protein of 210 amino acids. The transcript has a single exon.